AUGUCCCUUACUCAGCGUCUAUCCAGGCCGCUGCCUGUCAGCGCACGCCCUGCCGACGACGACGAUGGCAUCGUCAAGGCAAUGCGACCUGUCCCAAUCACUCAAAUGCAACGGGGCCGGAUCAACCUUCCGACAACCGCCUUGACAAAGCUCUCGCUCGCCCGUUUCAUCGGUGCUCUCAUAGAUGUCGCCCCCCAUGUCCUCGUCACCAUUGUCGGGGUAGAAAGGCUGCUGAUCGACUGGUGGUUCUAUCUCGCCUCUGAGGGCGCGCUCCCGGCGUCAAGGGCAGUGGUGAGGGAAGAGGUGAUCAAAGCAAAGAUGACGGGUGGGAGAAAGCCGAGGGUGUUGAGGCGCACGGCGGUCGGAAGAGUUGGGGGAAGACGAGGGGAUAUGCAGUGUGUAGGGGGAACGAUGUUGUAG
Cryptococcus amylolentus CBS 6039 is the source of this 420-nucleotide messenger RNA. RefSeq lists its product as hypothetical. The transcript is spliced from 2 exons. NCBI's taxonomy places the organism in Eukaryota, Fungi, Basidiomycota, Tremellomycetes, Tremellales, Cryptococcaceae. The coding region runs from base 1 to 420 and encodes 139 amino acids. The record is from RefSeq and is a predicted model, not a curated record.